Messenger RNA from Chironomus riparius, 2189 nucleotides. Lineage: Eukaryota; Metazoa; Arthropoda; Insecta; Diptera; Chironomidae. The record is from the annotation of a GenBank genome assembly.
AAAGAUGACAACUGAAUUGUUUUGUGUAUUUGUGACUAUAAAUUAUGCGUUGAUUAAUGCUCAGCUGACAUAUGCUGAAAUUUAAUAAAAUAUUCUGUGACUUAUAAAUUCCUUCAAAGUUCAACCUUAGCAACCAAAGUCAUCGUUGCUAUUUUGUUGUGCUUUUGUUUAUUUACCAAUCGUUCGUCAGUUCCUCAAUUCUUUUAAAAAAUUCAAACGAAAAAGUUUUUCAUUCUUUAUCAGAUUUUUUGUCGUCGUCUUCAUCUCUUUUUGAUAUUUUUCAAUUGUGUGACUAAAGGAACGAGUUGUAAGAGAAAAUAAGGAAAAGAAGAAGGAUGUGGACAUCAGAAGUUGAAAAUAAAUUUCUGCUCACACCACAAAGUGCCAUCGUAAAGAAUAUCGUCUAUGAGAUACUUCGUGAAUGUGACAUAAAAGAUUUUGUGGUUGAAAAGAAGUUUGUCACGUUUUUAGUUCAUUUAGUGACAUUGCAGAUCUAUCGACAAGAAGAAAUUGACUUGAAUGGAAGAAUUGAUCGAAAUUGUAUUGAGGAAAUCAUUAGGAUUUGCUUGAUGCAUAUUAUAGAUUUAAAUGAAACACCAUCAAAUAUCACACUUAAGAUGCAAGUCUUCUUCAUUGAGAAUGCAAAGCCAUACGACGAAAUCAUCACGGAAUAUCAUGAGAAUUUAAGUAAAAAGACGAGUAGUUUGGUAAAGGAAAUAAUUGAGGGAAUGGCAAAAAGCAAAGAGGAGCUAAUUGUCAUGCAGAAGAAGAUUAUUGUUGACAUUAUUUUACAGACUGCUCUCGGAAGUCCUUCCAACCCCGAAGUUGUGACUGAAAUAACAAAAGCUUUAAAUUCCAUCAUGACUGAAAGUGAUUUAGAGAAUUUUGUAGAGUUGGAGGCUCAUAAUCGAAUGGAAUCGCUGAAAGAAAUUCGAAUGAUUGUUUGUGGAAUCGUCUUAUUUAAUAAAGAUACAGGAGUUGGCAACACGAUGGAUGAAAACAUUCCCGAUUUGACAAAAACUUUGCUGAAAUCUUUCGAUUCAAUUGAGUCAUUGCUGCAAUUUACACUCUGCGACAUUAUGGAUCGAGUAAAUAUUUUAACAACAGCAUUUGAUGGUGCAUUAGCAAUUGGAAAAUCGUUUGUGCUGAAUGCAACUUUAUUGGAAACAUCAGAAAUUAAUAUAAUGAUUGAUUUAUUGAUAUUGAAUCGACAACAUGAGAUUUAUGUGAGGAAGUUGUUGGGCAAUUUGAAAUUUAUGAAGGCACUGAUUGAAGCUCAUGUCCGAAAUUAUGCUGAGAAGCUCUUAAAACUUCAUGAAACUGUUCAAUUUCGAUCAGCAGUUCCGAGUGUUCAAAUCUUUCCAAAAUUUAAGGAACUGACUGAAGAAUGGGUGGCACUUCAUAACCUGUCAUAUGUCCUCUCACAACAGAGUCAAAUUAAUAAUUAUCUACAGCAUCUAUCUGAGCUAUGUAGACAACAACAAUAUGAUGAAAUAGUCCAUAAAUUAUUAGGUGAAAGUCAAAUCGAAACUGAUCAUACUCGAGUACAGAAGCGUCGAAAUUUGAAAUUGGAUGCAACAAGUUUUGAAGGAACUAAUCCGCAUGUCUCAAUUGUUCAGCCACCCGAAAGCAAUUCAGAGAUUGAAUAUUUGGGCUUUUGUGCUUAUGUGCUGGCUGAAAGCAAAAUUUUACUACCAAGCGUUCCUGAAAUGGGAACAGUUCUAUGGAAUCAAAAGAUUUAUGGCUUUUACAGCAUCGAAGCUGCUAAACUUUUCAUUACCAAACCAAAAUUGUACAUCAACAAGAUUUUGGAAGUGAUGAAGAGCAGCAUUCAGUUGGUUCUGUUCUUUAAUAUCUAUAAUGCUAUAAAAUUAAUAAAAAGUUCACCAAUCGAUGUUGAUGCUUUAAUGGAAGGAUCAUCAAAAUCAAAUGAUCAAGAGACAUUUUCAGUGGAUCAAGCAACUCAGACUGAAUUGCAUCCAGUUCCAUUUUAUAAGGACGAAACUUAUGUUUGGAAUUUGUGGGAUUUGAGACGUAAAGCCAUAGAAUUGGCAAAUUUGCGUCGGAAGAAGACAUCAUCAGCACAAACUUUAACUUCAUAUCAUCGACUGGAUAUAGCAUCGCAGCGCUAUGACUUGCAUCAGAAAAAUUCACAAACAAAUGAAACCAAAAAAAUUAACACAGAAUAA